Messenger RNA from Meira miltonrushii, 801 nucleotides. Its product is annotated as transport protein particle component. Gene Ontology annotation, cellular component: TRAPP complex; cytosol; cis-Golgi network membrane. Bases 1 to 690 code for a protein of 229 amino acids. Gene Ontology annotation, biological process: intra-Golgi vesicle-mediated transport; endoplasmic reticulum to Golgi vesicle-mediated transport. The transcript has 2 exons. NCBI's taxonomy places the organism in Eukaryota, Fungi, Basidiomycota, Exobasidiomycetes, Exobasidiales, Brachybasidiaceae. The record is from RefSeq and is a predicted model, not a curated record.
AUGUCUUCAAAGCAAUAUAAGUCAACAGGGGAGGAUGUUUGGAAGAAUAAGACGGAAAAAGUGAAUGCCGAAUUAUUUGCUCUGACAUAUGGUGCACUGGUAGUGCAACUGAUAAAAGAUUAUGAAGAUUACGAAGAGGUGAAUAAACAAUUGGAUAAGAUGGGCUAUAAUAUCGGUACAAGAUUGAUCGAAGAUUUCCUUGCAAGGUCAAACAUUCAAAGAUGUCAAGAUUUUAAAGAAACAGCAGAAGUUGUUAGCAAAGUUGGCUUUAAGUCAUUUUUGAAUAUCACACCAACAAUCACACAUCAUAAUCGAGCUUCAACGCAAACGGGAGGAUCCGUUGAUAAUGCAAGCAAUAGCGGUGAUACGGCCGGUCAAUCGGGAACUGCGAAUGAUGCAACAGCUGCUACAGGUGCUUCUGCUUUGGCAAACAGUACAACACAAGAGUUCUCUUUGACAUUUGAAGAGAACCCACUGGCAGAAUUUGUUGAGCUUCCUGAUGAUGCAAGACAAGGAGGUCUAUGGUUCAGUAACGUAUUGGCAGGUGUGGUUCGAGGUUGUCUGGAAAUGGUGCAAAUGCAAACUGAAUGCUUCUUCGUUUCGGAUAUCUUACGUGGAGAUGAUUCCACCGAAUUACGGGUUAGACUGGUGCGGUAUUUGGAAGAAGAGGCACCUUUGGCCGACGACUAAAGGGUUGUCGAGUAUACCUGUUGUAUGUAUUAUAUGAUAUCAGACUCUUUACUAGAGAGAAACCUAAGUAUGAUUGAGUUGAAAGAAAUAAAGUACAAUAUAAUGCGUGCG